Aspergillus homomorphus CBS 101889 is the source of this 1711-nucleotide messenger RNA. RefSeq names its product AP-2 complex subunit mu. The record is from RefSeq and is a predicted model, not a curated record. NCBI's taxonomy places the organism in Eukaryota, Fungi, Ascomycota, Eurotiomycetes, Eurotiales, Aspergillaceae. Gene Ontology annotation, biological process: clathrin-dependent endocytosis; intracellular protein transport. Gene Ontology annotation, cellular component: AP-2 adaptor complex; cytoplasmic vesicle. Bases 77 to 1435 code for a protein of 452 amino acids. Gene Ontology annotation, molecular function: clathrin-cargo adaptor activity. The transcript is spliced from 3 exons.
CUCCGCCGACCCCUUUUCAACCUCCCCCUCAUUCCCCUCACCCCCUCCCUCUACCUAUUUUCUCGUCCCUUCCACCAUGCUCUCCGGCAUCCUUAUCUUUAAUCAAAAGGGCGAGAAUCUCAUCUUCCGCUCUUUCCGCAGCGACUGCCGGCCGCGCCUGGCCGACAUCUUCCGCAUUCAGGUCAUCUCCAACCCGCAGGUGCGUUCGCCCAUCCUGACCCUGGGCUCGACGACCUUCAGCCAUGUCAAACACGAGAACAUCUACUUGGUGGCGGUAACCAAGAGCAACGCCAAUGCGGCGCUUGUUUUCGAGUUUCUGUACCGGCUGGUCAUGCUGGGGCGGAGCUAUUUCGGGAAAUUUGACGAGGAGGCCGUGAAGAACAACUUCGUGCUCAUCUACGAGCUACUGGAUGAAAUCCUCGACUACGGCUACCCCCAAAACACGGAAACCGACACGCUCAAAAUGUACAUCACGACGGAAGGCGUGCGGUCGGCGAUCGCCAACUCAGCGACGGACUCGAGCCGCAUCACGAUGCAGGCGACGGGGGCGCUGUCGUGGCGGCGCUCGGACGUGAAGUACCGCAAGAACGAGGCGUUCGUGGACGUGAUCGAGGACGUGAACCUGCUGAUGUCGGCGACAGGGACGGUGCUGCGGGCGGACGUGAACGGGCAAAUCGUGAUGCGAGCGUACCUGUCGGGCACGCCGGAGUGCAAGUUCGGGCUGAACGACCGGUUGCUGUUCGAUGGAGACUCGGCGGGGGGCAGCUCGCUCGGCGGCGGCGGUGGCAGCGGCGGCGGCGCGAUCACGGGGAAUAGGGAUGGGACGACCAAGGCGACGCGGGCGGCGGCGGGGUCGGUCACGCUGGAGGACUGUCAGUUCCACCAGUGCGUCAAGCUGGGCCGGUUCGACGCGGACCGGAUCAUCUCGUUUGUGCCGCCGGACGGAGAGUUCGAGCUGAUGCGCUACCGCGCCACCGAGAAUGUCAACCUGCCCUUCAAGGUCCACCCGAUCGUGCGCGAGGUCGGCACCACCAAGGUCGAAUACAGCGUCGCCAUCAAGGCCAACUACAGCUCCAAGCUCUUCGCCACCAACGUCGUCAUCCGCAUUCCAACUCCCCUGAACACCGCCAAGACCACCGAGCGCACCAGCCAGGGCCGCGCCAAGUACGAGCCCGAACAAAACAACAUAGUCUGGAAGAUCGCCCGCUUCUCCGGCGGCAGUGAGUACGUGCUCACGGCCGAGGCGACCCUGACCAGCAUGACCCACCAGAAGGCCUGGAGCCGCCCCCCGCUCAGCCUGUCGUUCAGUCUGCUCAUGUUCACCAGCUCCGGGCUGCUGGUGCGCUACCUCAAGGUCUUCGAGAAGAACAAUUACAGCAGCGUCAAAUGGGUGCGCUACAUGACGCGUGCCGGAAGUUAUGAGAUUCGAUUCUAGCUGUUACUGUUACUGCAGGCAGAACAGGGAUAGUGGUUGGCCGGACGGACUGCACAAAAGAAACAAUUUUAAUGCUCCUACUACUACACCAUACACCAGCAUAUCCUUUUUCUAUUUCCCGGGGCGAUGAACCCGCGCUUUUUUUCUACAUACUGCAUUUAUAAGUACUUUUUUUUGUCUCAUCGAGCUUGGUGUCUGGCGUUUCUGUCUUAGGCUAUGAUUGUUUGCUGUAUGAUUGAGUUUUGAGUCUGAGACCAGAAGAACAAUAUCAAAACC